Amphibalanus amphitrite is the source of this 2178-nucleotide messenger RNA. RefSeq names its product glycerophosphocholine cholinephosphodiesterase ENPP6-like. Bases 41 to 1387 code for a protein of 448 amino acids. The record is from RefSeq and is a predicted model, not a curated record. NCBI's taxonomy places the organism in Eukaryota, Metazoa, Arthropoda, Thecostraca, Balanomorpha, Balanidae. The transcript has a single exon.
CUCCCGCCGCCGCCGCCGCCGCCGCCGUCACUGCUCCACCAUGGACCGUACCGUGCGCCAGCGGCGGGCCGAGGACGAGCCAGUGCCGUCGCACCGAUCAAUGUUCGAGGGAACCGAAAAGGACCACCAGAACGACGAAUGGCUGUCGCGGCGCGGCCGAAACAUGGUGCUGGUCAUCCUGCUCUAUGUGGUCGUGUGUACGGGCGUGUUUGUGUGGUUCCAGGUCGGACGACAGCCACCCAAGAUGCUAGUGCUCUCCAUCAGUGCACUGCGACAUGACUAUCUCUCCAAAGUGCCCUCGCGGGACGCGCCGUUCUUCACGCAUUUCCUGCGCUACGGCUCGCGCGCCGAGUACCUGUCGCCCACGUUCCCGUCCGGCGGAGUCGCUUCCAUGACAUCCAUCUACACAGGUCUGUACCCAGAGAAACACGGCGUCCUGGGUGAACACUUCAUGGAUCGCAAGCAGGGAGAGCUGAAGCUGAAGGGCCCGGCCGGCCACUCGGCUGACGACGCAGCCUGGUGGGGCGGCUCCCUGCCCUUCUGGAACUCUGCCGUAAAGCAGUGGCGCAAAGCGGCCCUGUUCAACGUCCCUGGAGGGUGUGUGCCGUUCGACGGAUACGCGCCGCACACCUGCACAGCUCCCACAGACGACGACGCCUUCAGUGAGAACCUAUCGCGCGCGCUGGACCUGCUGCUGAGCGAGGAGCACGCCUAUAACCUGGCAGUGGUGCACACGAACGUGCUCCGCCGCGCCGCCGAGGAGCACGGCGCCGACUCUAAGCGUCUUCUGGACGAGCUCCUGACCCUGGACGCGCGCCUCCAGCAGAUGGACCGCCAGCUGCUCGACCUUCAGAUGCGUGACAACGUGAACAUCAUCAUCGUCUCGGACGGUGGUCUCACUGAUACGGAGACGGCCGAGGUGGUACACAUCGACCGCUACCUGCCGCCCGAGGUCGGAGUCACCAUCGCUGGCAACGGCGCCGUCUGCUACGUCUACGCCGACGAGGCGCACCACGACCUCGUCUACGGUGUCAUUGGAAACGUGCCCGGAGCUAAAACCUACCGGCGCCACGAGAUCCCCGAGCGGUACAGGAUCAGCCACCCGGACCGCGCGCCGGAUGUCCUUCUGGUGGCCGCGCCGGGCUCGUACAUCGAGAACACGGCGCCGCUGACUGUGGCGGCCGCUGGAGGGUAUGAUGACACGGAGGGUAACGCGCCAGACAUGCGUGGAGUCCUGCUGGCGCGCGGGCCAAGCUUCAAGCAGGGGGUCGUGGUACAGCCCGUCAGUGCGGUGGACGUGUAUCCUCUGCUGACCGCUCUGUUGGAUGUUACCUCUGAGGUACACAGCGGCUCGAUGCUCCGUACCACCGACAUGGUUAACUGGUGAGGACAGACCAGAGCCAGUGACGUCAUAGAACCAAACGGUGACGUCACGAGCGGUAAAUUAGGAUGACAGGGUCGGGAGCGGACUGAGGACACAGGGCAAUUGGGAAGAAUGUGCGGUGGUGGAAUGAGAAGUCGCGAAUCGUGAUUUAUUUCGCCAGACUGAUUGAGAAGGGUGAUGAGAUCUUUGAAUGUCAGUGAGCCUGUGGUGAAAAUGGUGCGAUAUCUGACCUCCUGGGAUGGAAAGAGCAGAGCGAAUGUAUCCAGGCAGCGCACUGUGUCGCCGCUGAUUCGGUGCAAUGACAGAUGUCCCUGUCCCGAUGGCAAGCCUCCCUCGCUGUACCAGUGCAGUGACCUCUCUCACCUUCACACCCCUACCCUGCUAUGCGGUACCACCUAACCCGCUCAUUUCAAACAACCCUUACCAUCACGCCGCGACAACCAUGUCCACCGAGUGACGUGGCCGCUGUCGCUGAUCCGCCGCAUUGACCACGUGUAGACCCGCUGCACCAUCACGGCAGAUGCCGGUUCCGGCGCGGUGACGUGGCGUCGACCGCACGAAUCUCGUCUCGGUCAACCCCGGGCGCGGGGGGAGGUACACAGGGGGGAGGGGCGGCCGAGGCCCGCGCAGGACCGGUUACAGUACACGGGGAUUAGGAGGCGUCUUCCAAGCGCCAAAGGUGGCUUUGCCGGUCCGCGCCGGCCAGACAAAAACAGGCAGAGGGUAUCUGAUUCUGCUUCUUUUGAGUUCGUUAGCGCGAGUGUUUUUGCGUAAAUAUAUGCUAUCAAGAUUGA